AUGGAUAGAAAGUCUGCUAGAAUAAAAGCAGAGUUACAAAGAUAUGGUUGGAGAGUUUCGAAGAAUUUUAAAUAUAGGAAGGGAAGACCCAUAAAAGUCUAUGACAAAUUGUCUGGUCUUCGCUACGAAAUGGAUUUGGAAACAGCACGUGCCAAUUAUCCAAACAGACUAGAGAGGUUAGAAGAAGAACGUCUUAUGGACAUGCCUUUCGAUGUUAGUGAACCUCAAGUUGAAGGACACGACGGCUUUGCCAGAUUCUACUGGAAACAUGACGAACAAUUGCAUCCUUUGAGAAGGAAAAAAGGAAAAGGUGAAGACGCACAUGCUCCCAUGGAAAGAACAAGAUAUGCAUAUGAAAAGUAUCGUGAAGUUAGAAGUCAAAUUACAUCUGGUCGAACCUUUACAGUAAACUUUGACGAAGGAAAGAACAAAGAAGGCUUCAUGGGAGUACUUGCUGCAAUUCAAGACGGAAAUAAGAAAGGACACAAUCUCAGAUUGACCAUAACAGAUUUGGAUGGUCACAUUUACUAUGCACAUGGCAAUGAACAAACAGCCGCAAAACUUCUUGACGCUUUCAAGACUACAAAGAGAGAACAAAUGGUUGACUCCGACUCAGACAUUUUGAAUGCAAUUGAAGGAAUUGCAAGUGUCAAGUUCGAAUGGUACCAACCUAACCCUCAAGCAGUCAGACAACAUGCUGGAUACUUCCCCUUCAUAAAUAAGUCUGACAUUGACUUGACAAGGUAUGGAAUUUACAAUUCAAUUGAAACAAUUGUCAAUGAACCUUGCAUUCUUACAUGUCUCAGGAACUCUGGUCUUGUUACAGAUGAGAAGAUGAAGUAUCUUGAGUCAUGUGUGAAGACAAGGUACAUUCUCAGAGGUCAAUUGGCAAAAAUUGCACCGUUGGCAAAUGUCAAUAUCCGAGUCAACAUACCUACAGCUAAAGGUUCUUCACAUGACGACUAUGUUGUUGACAAAGACUUACCAUGGUUGAAGAUUGU
This is a messenger RNA of Trichomonas vaginalis G3, 1001 nucleotides long. RefSeq lists its product as uncharacterized. The record is from RefSeq and is a predicted model, not a curated record. NCBI's taxonomy places the organism in Eukaryota, Parabasalia, Trichomonadida, Trichomonadidae. The transcript has a single exon. The annotation marks the transcript as partial.